AUGCAAGGCUUCGACGCGUCGUCUUCUGCACGUGACGGGGCACAGCCGUCUCGAGGUAGUCUCUCUUGGCGAUUCGUUAUAACUGGAAGUUCCAUCGUUGUUCCCCUAUACCUCUCACUCUCACGGGACAGCACGCCAGCGAUGGCGCAGAGUAGAAGCAUUGUGCCGAUCGUGCCACCUGGGUGGAAGGCCAUCUACGACGACGAGUACCAGACCUGGUACUUUGUGAACUUACAAACGAAGCAGUCGCAGUGGGACGAGCCCAGGGGCACGACAUGGCCCCCACCGCCCAACUCGCAGCCGUCGACGUAUCCGCAGCAGCCAGCGUAUCCGCCUCAACCGGUGUACCAGCAGCAACCAAUGUACCCUCCACAGCCCAUGUACCCUCCACAGCCCAUGUACCCUCCACAACAGCCCAUGUAUGCGCCUCAACAGCCCACGUACGCACCGCAGCAGCAGCAGCAGAAGCGUGGAGGGAUGAACGGGAUGAUGGGGGUCGGUGCUGGGGUGCUUGGGGGUGUGCUGUUGGCAGAGGCGUUCGACCACAGAGGCGGCGGCGGUGGGUACUAUAACGGCCAGCCAGAUGUCAUAGAGAACAAUUACUACAACGACAGCAACAACGUGAACGACAUGAACAACGACGACUACGACAACAGCGGUAACGACAAUGGGUUUGACGGCGGCGACGGUGGGUUUGACGGCGGCGACAACGGGAACUGGUGA
Messenger RNA from Huiozyma naganishii CBS 8797, 723 nucleotides. It is a transcript of the gene WWM1, whose product is annotated as Wwm1p. The transcript has a single exon. Gene Ontology annotation, molecular function: protein binding. Lineage: Eukaryota; Fungi; Ascomycota; Saccharomycetes; Saccharomycetales; Saccharomycetaceae. The record is from RefSeq and is a predicted model, not a curated record. Bases 1 to 723 code for a protein of 240 amino acids.